AUGGUGGACGUGGACCUCCCCCAGGAGAAGAACUCUGACCCGGGGGUGCUACUGUCCCCUCUCAAGCCCUGGACCCAGUACGCCAUCUACGUGAAGGCCAUCACUCUGGUGGUAGAGGAUAGGCACGUCCCGGGAGCCAAGAGUGAAGUGGUUUACAUCAGAACCAGCCCCUCAGGUACAGGACAGGGUGGUAGGGGUUAGGCACGUCCUGGGAGCCAAGAGUGAAGUAGUCUACAUCAGAACCAGCCCCUCAGGUACAGGGUGGUAGGGGUUAGGCACGUCCCAGGAGCCAAGAGGGAAGUAGUCUACAUCAGAACCAGCCCCUCAGGUACAGGGUGGUAGGGGUUAGGCACGUCCCAGGAGCCAAGAGGGAAGUAGUCUACAUCAGAACCAGCCCCUCAGGUACAGGACAGGGUGGUAGGGGUUAGGCACGUCCCGGGAGCCAAGAGAGAAGUAGUCUACAUCAGAACCAGCCCCUCAGGUACAGGACAGGGCGGUAGGGGUUAGGCACGUCCCGGGAGCCAAGAGGGUAGUAGUCUACAUCAGAACCAGCCCCUCAGGGACAGGGCGGUAGGGGUUAGGCACGUCCCGGGAGCCAAGAGGGGUUAGGGUGUAGGGGUUGGGGUGUAGGGGUUAGGGUAUAGGGGUUAGGGUGUAGGGGUUAGGGGUGAAGGGGUUAGGGGUGUAGGGGUUAGGGGUGUAGGGGUUAGGGUGAUAGGGGUUAGGGUGUAGGGGUGUAGGGUUUAGGGUGUAGGGGUUAGUGUUUAGGGGUUUAGGGUUGUAGUGGUUAGGGUUGUACGGGGUUAGUGUAUAGUGGUUUCUGGGUUCUUGGUGUAUGGGGUUAGGGGGGUCUCCUGUAGAGCCGUCCAUGCUCCUGGAUGUGAAAGCUGUUUUAAUGUUAAUAUCAUGUUAAUAUCAGUCUGUCUCCUGUAGAGCCGUCCAUGCCCCUGGAUGUGAAAGCUGUUUUAAUGUUAAUAUCAUGUUAAUAUCAGUCUGUCUCCUGUAGAGCCGUCCAUGCUCCUGGAUGUGAAAGCUGUUUUAAUGUUAAUAUCAUGUUAAUAUCAUGUUAUAUCAUGUUAAUAUCAUUUUAAUAUCGUCUGGUCUCCUGUAGAGCCGUCUAUGCCCCUGGAUGUGAAAGCUGUUUUUAAUGUUAAUAUCAUGGUUAAUAUCAUGUUAAUAUCAUGUUAAUAUCUGUCCUGUCUCCUGUAGAAGCCGUCCAUGCCCCUGGAUGUGAGAGCUGUUUUAAUGUUAAUAUCAUGUUAAUAUCAUGUUAAUAUCUGUCUGUCUCCUGUAGAGCCGUCCAUGCCCCUGGAUGUGAAAGCUGUUUUAAUGUUAAUAUCAUGUUAAUAUCAUGUUAAUAUCAUGUUAAUAUCAUGUUAAUAUCUGUCUGUCUCCUGUAGAGCCGUCCAUGCCCCUGGAUGUGAAAGCUGUUUUAAUGUUAAUAUCAUGUUAAUAUCAUGUUAAUAUCAUGUUAAUAUCAUGUUAAUAUCUGUCUGUCUCCUGUAGAGCCGUCCAUGCCCCUGGAUGUGAGAGCUGUUUUAAUGUUAAUAUCAUGUUAAUAUCAUGUUAAUAUCUGUCUGUCUCCUGUAGAGCCGUCCAUGCCCCUGGAUGUGAGAGCUGUUUUAAUGUUAAUAUCAUGUUAAUAUCUGUCUGUCUCCUGUAGAGCCGUCCAUGCCCCUGGAUCAUGUUAAUAUCAUGUUAAUAUCUGUCUGUCUCCUGUAGAGCCGUCCAUGCCCCUGGAUGUGAGAGCUGUUUUAAUGUUAAUAUCAUGUCAGUGUUCUUAAUGAGCUCCUGAUGAAUGUUUAAUUAAUCUACUAAUCUUAAGUAUCAUCUGUACUAACGUCUCUGUCUGGAGGCCUGAUUCACAAACUAGCCUCCUAACCUCAUGCCGGAGAAAAGAAACUUCAACUGUCUGUAACCACCCACUAACUCAAAAUGCCCUAACCUAUCCCCGUUAACCGUACAUUAACUAACUUACUGUCCUGAGACAGCCAGAACUUAACUCAUGUACCCUAACGCCUUCUCCUAACCCCUACCCUAGAACCUACUCUGUCCGUCAAAACUGAGCGCUUACCCUACUGCACGGUUAACCUACCCUAACACCCAAACCUACUAACCUGUCCGCUGCAGCAACAGCUGAACUGGGAACUGUAUCAACACAACUACUGUCUAAAGGUUAGAUACCCUAACCCUACCAACCCUACCUAACUGAAUACCUAAACCCCUAACUACCCCUAACGUACUACUACCCUGUAACCGCCAGCACGGCUGAGACGAACUUAUCAAACACAUACUUCCUAGUUCAACCCUACCCCUACACACCUACCCCAUACCCUAACCGCCUAACACCUAACCCUACCCCCUACCCCUACACCCUAACCCCUACUACCUGGUCCGCUGGCAGCAACAGGCUGAAGACAGGGAACUGUAUCAACACAACUACUGCUCUAAAGGUUAGCACCCUACCCCACACCUACACCCUACCCCUACAACCCCUAACCCCUAACCCUAACCCCUAACCUGUCCCUGCACACGCCUAAGCCGACUUAUACACAACCUAACGCUCUAUAGCACACCUAACCCUAACCCCUAACCUAACCCCUAACACCCUAACCCUACACCCUAACCCCUACACCCUAACCCCUUCUACCUGGUCCGCUGGCAGCAACAGGCUGAAGACAGGGAACUGUAUCAACACAACUACUGCUCUAAAGGUUAGUACCCUAACCCCUACACCCUAACCCCUACACCCUAACCCCUACACCCUAACCCCUACACCCUAACCCCUACACCCUAACCCCUAUACCCUAACCCCUACACCCUACACCACCUAACCCCUACACCCUAACCCCUACACACCCUAACCCCUACCCCUAACCCUACACACCCUAACCCUACUACCUGGUCCGCUGGCAGCAACAGGCUGAAUACAGGGAACUGUAUCAACACAACUACUGCUCUAAAGGUUAGUAACCACUAACCCCUAACCCCUACACCCCAACCCCUACAACCCUAACCCCUAACCCCUACAGCCCUAACCCCUACAACCCUAACCCCUACAACCCUAACCCCUACCAACCCCAACCCCUACACCCAACACCCUACACCCCAACCCCUACAACCCCUAACCCCUACACCUACACCCUACCCCUACAACCCUAACCCCUACUACCUGGUCCCUGGCAGCAACAGGCUGAAACAGGACUGAUCAACACAACUACGUCUAAAGGUUAGCCCACCCCAACCCUAACCCCUACACCCUACAACACCCUACCCCUACCCAACCCCUACACCCAACCACCCCUACCCACCCAACACCCCUACACCAACCCCUAACCCCUAACCCUACCCCUAACCCCUACACCCUAACCCCUACCCCCUAACCCUCACACUACCUCCUACCCUAACCCUACCCCUAACCCCACACCCCAACCCCUACACCCCUAACCCCUACACCCCACACCCCCUACCCACCCCUAACCCCUACACCCUAACCCCUCACCCACCCCUAACCCCCAACCCCCUAACCCCUACACCCCUAACCCCUACACCCUAACCACCCACCCUACACCCAACCCCUACACAACCCUACACCCCAACCCACCCCCUAACCCCUAACCCUACCCUAACCCCUACACCCAACCCCUACACCCCUCACACACCCUAACCCCCCUCAACCCUCCCUACCCCCCCACACCCUAACCCCUACACCCCACACCCCUACCCCUACACCCUAACCCCUCCACCCUAACCCCUACACCCUCCCCACAACCCACCCCUCCCCACCCUAACCCCUACACAACCCCUACACCCCCUAACCCCUACACCCUAACCCCUACACCCCUAACCCUACACCCCUAACCCUCCCCUAACCCCUACACCCUACCCCUAUACCUAACCCCUAUACCGCCCCCUACACCCUAGCCCCUACACCCUAACCCCUCCUCUCUCUCUCUCCUCUCCCUCAGAACUGAAGAUCCCGAUCCGUAUAGCCGCUACAGGGGUGAGUGACAUGGAGGAGGACCUGAAGCCUACUAAACCAGACGUUGGUGGGGGGGACAAGGGGCCCUGCUGCCCCUGCCCUAAAUCACUAGGAGACCUGGAGGCAGAGGCAGCUGACGCUUCAUACAGAAAAGUCUUUGAGAACUUCUUACACAACUCCAUCUUUACCCCCAGGUAAGCACACGCACAGGCAGUAACACACACGGGUAGCGUUCAGGAGGGCACAACGUAACAAAACCUUCUGAAAUGGAAAACAAAUAUGUGCAGUCUUGUUGGACAAGUUUCCAUUUAUACUGAACACAAAUAUAAACGCGACAUGUAAAGUGUUGGUCCCAUGUUUCAUGAGCUGAAAUAAAAGAUCCCUUAAACGUUCCAUACGCACAAAAAUGUGUUUACAUCCCUGUUAAUGAGCAUUUCUCCUUGGCCAAGAUAAUCCAUCCACCUGACAGUUGGCAUAUCAAGAGGUAGAUUCUGACUGACUGGAUCAAUGUACUAGAGGGGGUAGAUUCUGACUGACUGGAUCAAUGUACUAGAGGGGGUAGAUUCUGACUGACUGGAUCAAUGUACUAGAGGGGGUAGAUUCUGACUGACUGGAUCAAUGUACUAGAGGGGGUAGAUUCUGACUGACUGGAUCAAUGUACUAGAGGGGGUAGAUUCUGACUGACUGGAUCAAUGUACUAGAGGGGGUAGAUUCUGACUGACUGGAUCAAUGUACUAGAGGGGGUAGAUUCUGACUGACUGGAUCAAUGUACUAGAGGGGGUAGAUUCUGACUGACUGGAUCAAUGUACUAGAGGGGGUAGAUUCUGACUGACUGGAUCAAUGUACUAGAGGGGGUAGAUUCUGACUGACUGGAUCAAUGUACUAGAGGGGGUAGAUUCUGACUGACUGGAUCAAUGUACUAGAGGGGGUAGAUUCUGACUGACUGGAUCAAUGUACUAGAGGGGGUAGAUUCUGACUGACUGGAUCAAUGUACUAGAGGGGGUAGAUUCUGACUGACUGGAUCAAUGUACUAGAGGGGGUAGAUUCUGACUGACUGGAUCAAUGUACUAGAGGGGGUAGAUUCUGACUGACUGGAUCAAUGUACUAGAGGGGGUAGAUUCUGACUGACUGGAUCAAUGUACUAGAGGGGGUAGAUUCUGACUGACUGUAUCAUUACUAGAGGGGGUAGAUUCUGACUGACUGGAUCAAUGUACUAGAGGGGGUAGAUUCUGACUGACUGGAUCAAUGUACUAGAGGGGGUAGAUUCUGACUGAAUAAUCCUCUCCACUGCUUUAAAUCAAAGCCAUGUUUACCAUUGAAAGGAUUCCACCACAGGUUAUCUGUUGACCAGUGUAUUGUCCGAGUGUUUGGACGACUGUGGUUGUGUCACUCCGACAUCCCUCUGCUCUCUCUCCCUCUCCUCCAGACCUCCAGACCGGCGGCGUCGGGAUGUAUUUGGCGUGGCUAACCGUACGACCACCUACCCUAACGCCACGUCACCUGAUCCUUGGCCCAACGCUACAGAGGCAGAGUUAGCGGACAGGGAGUAUGACUUUGUAGAGUGUGCAGUCAGCGAGCGGGAGCUGCAGAUAUCUGGUCUGCAGCCGUUCACCGUUUACCGGAUCGACGUCCACGCCUGCAACAACCAGGUGCACCGCUGCAGCGCGGCAGAGUUUGUCUUCUCCAGGACCAAACCUGCAGGUUCGUCCUGUUCCCUCAUCUCUCCUUCAUUAAACAGUAGAGCUUUGGAUGAAACUAAACCUUCUCAUAGUAUGGGUUAAGUUACUCAGCACUGCAGGGUUUAUCUCGAUGCCUGACACUUAUCUCAUUUGCUGGAGGUGAAUUAAUGUGCGUUAUCAUGUAAUAUUGUCGUCAUUAGUAGUCAGAGAGAGCGAGAGAGAGAAUAUUAUUGCAUACAGUUGAUAAGACCAAGUACUUCUGGGGCUGCCCCACAGCGAAGAUGAGGGAGGACCAUUUUGAUUUCUAUUACAGCAUGUUGGGUGACGGUCAUUCAUAUUCCAUUCACCCAGUUCUAUGUAACAUCCAUAGGUUUAGGCUACUACAUGAUACUCUAAUGUUCCCUGCACCCAUCAAGAGGUUGCUACAAACUAGCCUAUGAAUGAGAGUUUACAACGUACAGUGGGGGAAAAAAGUAUUUAGUCAGCCACCAAUUGUGCAAGUUCUCCCACUUCAAAAGAUGAGAGAGGCCUGUAAUUUUCAUCAUAGGUACACGUCAACUAUGAUAGACAAAAUGAGAAAAAAAAAAUCAAGAAAAUAUAAUUGUAGGAUUUUUAAUGAAUUUAUUUGCAAAUUAUAUGGUGGAAAAUAAGUAUUUGGUCAAUAACAAAAGUUUCUCAAUACUUUGUUAUAUACCCUUUGUUGGCAAUGACACAGGUCAAACUUUUUCUGUAAGUCUUCACAAGGUUUUCACACACUGUUGCUGGUAUUUUGGCCCAUUCCUCCAUGCAGAUCUCCUCUAGAGCAGUGAUGUUUUGGGGCUGUCGCUGGGCAACACGGACUUUCAACUCCCUCCAAAGAUUUUCUAUGGGGUUGAGAUCUGGAGACUGGCUAGGCCACUCCAGGACCUUGAAAUGCUUCUUACGAAGCCACUCCUUCGUUGCCCGGGCGAUGUGUUUGGGAUCAUUGUCAUGCUGAAAGACCCAGCCACGUUUCAUCUUCAAUGCCCUUGCUGAUGGAAGGAGGUUUUCACUCAAAAUCUCACGAUACAUGGCCCCAUUCAUUCUUUCCUUUACAUGGAUCAGUCGUCCUGGUCCCUUUGCAGAAAAACAGCCCCAAAGCAUGAUGUUUCCACCCCCAUGCUUCACAGUAGGUAUGGUGUUCUUUGGAUGCAACUCAGCAUUCUUUGUCCUCCAAACACGACGAGUUGAGUUUUUACCAAAAAGUUCUAUUUUGGUUUCAUCUGACCAUAUGACAUUCUCCCAGUCCUCUUCUGGAUCAUCCAAAUGCACUCUAGCAAACUUCAGACGGGCCUGGACAUGUACUGGCUUAAGCAGGGGGACACAUCUGGCACUGCAGGAUUUGAGUCCCUGGCGGCGUAGUGUGUUACUGAUGGUAGGCUUUGUUACUUUGGUCCCAGCUCUCUGCAGGUCAUUCACUACGUCCCCCCGUGUGGUUCUGGGAUUUUUGCUCACCGUUCUUGUGAUCAUUUUGACCCCACGGGGUGAGAUCUUGCGUGUUUAUCCCCAUUUUGUUCCAUUUGCUUCCAUUUAAGAAAUGUUUUUCAACAGAAUCGGCUGAGUUUUUUUACACCCCUAAUCACACGCAAACAUAGUUCCCUUUCAUAGCAGCCACAUACAAACAGCAUGAUCACGUUGCUCGUUGUAGAAUUCCUUCUCGCAUCUACGCGCUCUCCUCCUCUCAACUUUUCCCUUCGCUUGCAGACUUCAGUGCACCACAUCAGCUGUCUGUGACCAGGCGAAAAAACCUUUCUAAGCCAAACCUUCAUAUCAUAACGGCUACACACGGCCUGCGUAGUUGUCACCAUAUUAGCUAACGUCAUAGCUAGUCGACAUAGCUACUAGAACUAAUGUGUUAGUAAAACUGCUAGGCCCUGUAGAUCUAACUUGCUUCAUAGUAUACCCCUCUGGUCUUGUCCAUAUGAAACAUGAUGUGUUAUGUCUCGUACCUACAGAGAAGGUGGAUGAUAUCCCAGGCCCAGUGAUCUGGACAGGAGAGGACGAUUCUGUGUUCCUCCGCUGGCCUGAACCCUCGUCCCCCAACGCGCUCAUCCUCAUGUAUGAGAUCAAGUUCAGACUGGGCACUGAGGUAAGACACACCGCACAACUCCUUCUCCAACUGAUGAUUGAUCAUUUCUCCAACUCAUAGUUGACAUUGUAUGGGGUAACCCAGUAAUGUUGGGGUGACCCAGUAAUGUUGGGGUGACCCUGUAAUGUUGGGGUGACCCAGUAAUGUUGGGGUGACCCAGUAAUGUUGGGGUAACCCAGUAAUGUUGGGGUGACCCAGUAAUGUUGGGGUGACCCAGUAAUGUUGGGGUGACCCAGUAAUGUUGGGGUGACCAAGUAAUGUUGGGGUGACCCAGUAAUGUUGGGGUGACCCAGUAAUGUUGGGGUGACCCAGUAAUGUUGGGGUGACCCAGUAAUGUUGGGGUGACCCAGUAAUGUUGGGGUGACCCAGUAAUGUUGGGGUGACCCAGUAAUGUUGGGGUGACCCAGUAAUGUUGGGGUGACCCAGUAAUGUUGAGGGUGACCCAGUAAUGUUUGGGUGUGACCCAGUAAUGUUGGGGUGACCCAGUAAGUUGGGGUGAUGCAGUAAUGUUGGGGUGACCAAGUAAUGUUGGGGUGACCCAGUAAUGUUGGGGUGACCCAGUAAUGUUGGGGUGACCCAGUAAUGUUGGGGUGACCCAGUAAUGUUGGGGUGAUGCAGUAAUGUUGGGGUAAGCCAGUAAUGUUGGGGUAAGCCAGUAAUGUUGGGGUAAGCCAGUAAUGUUGGGGUGACCCAGUAAUGUUGGGGUGACCCAGUAAUGUUGGGGUGACCCAGUAAUGUUGGGGUGACCCAGUAAUGUUGAGGUGACCCAGUAAUGUUGGGGUGACCCAGUAAUGUUGGGGUGAUGCCAGUAAUGUUGGGGUGACCCAGUAAAUGUUGGGGUGACCCAGUAAUGUUGGGGUGACGCAGUAAUGUUGGGGUGACCCAGUAAUGUUGGGGUGACCCAGUAAUGUUGGGGUGACCCAGUAAUGUUGGGGUGACCCAGUAAUGUUGGGGUGACCCAGUAAUGUUGGGGUGACCCAGUAAUGUUGGGGUGACCCAGUAAUGUUGGGGUGAUGCAGUAAUGUUGGGGUGACCCAGUAAUGUUGGGGUGACCCAGUAAUGUUGGGGUGACCCAGUAAUGUUGGGGUGACCCAGUAAUGUUGGGGUGACGCAGUAAUGUUGGGGUGAUGCAGUAAUGUUGGGGUGACCCAGUAAUGUUGGGGUGACCCAGUAAUGUUGGGGUGACCCAGUAAUGUUGGGGUGACCCAGUAAUGUUGGGGUGACCCAGUAAUGUUGGGGUGACCCAGUAAUGUUGGGGUAACCCAGUAAUGUUGGGGUAACCCAGUAAUGUUGGGGUGAUGCAGUAAUGUUGGGGUGACCCAGUAAUGUUGGGGUAACCCAGUAAUGUUGGGGUGACCCAGUAAUGUUGGGGUGACGCAGUAAUGUUGGGGUGACCCAGUAAUGUUGAGGUGACCCAGUAAUGUUGGGGUGACCCAGUAAUGUUGGGGUGACCCAGUAAUGUUGGGGUGACCCAGUAAUGUUGGGGUGACCCAGUAAUGUUGGGGUGACCCAGUAAUGUUGGGGUGACCCAGUAAUGUUGGGGUGACCCAGUAAUGUUGGGGUGACCCAGUAAUGUUGGGGUGACCCAGUAAUGUUGGGGUGACCCAGUAAUGUUGGGGUGACCCAGUAAUGUUGGGGUGACGCAGUAAUGUUGGGGUGACCCAGUAAUGUUGGGGUGACCCAGUAAUGUUGGGGUGACCCAGUAAUGUUGGGGUGACCCAGUAAUGUUGGGGUGACCCAGUAAUGUUGGGGUGAUGCAGUAAUGUUGGGGUGACCCAGUAAUGUUGGGGUGACCCAGUAAUGUUGGGGUGACGCAGUAAUGUUGGGGUGACCCAGUAAUGUUGGGGUGACCCAGUAAUGUUGGGGUGACCCAGUAAUGUUGGGGUGACCCAGUAAUGUUGGGGUGACCCAGUAAUGUUGGGGUGAUGCAGGACAGCUGCUCUGUGGAGAGCUAACUAGCUAGCUACCUGCAGUCUAACAGUGUGUUUCUCUGUGUCCAGCCAGAGAAGCAGUAGUCUAACAGUGUGUUUCUCUGUGUCCAGCCAGAGAAGCAGUAGUCUAACAGUGUGUUUCUCUGUGUCCAGUCAGAGAAGCAGUAGUCUAACAGUGUGUUUCUCUGUGUCCAGUCAGAGAAGCAGUAGUCUAACAGUGUGUUUCUCUGUGUCCAGCCAGAGAAGCAGUAUUCUAACAGUGUGUUUCUCUGUGUCCAGCCAGAGAAGCAGUAGUCUAACAGUGUGUUUCUCUGUGUCCAGUCAGAGAAGCAGUAGUCUAACAGUGUGUUUCUCUGUGUCCAGCCAGAGAAGCAGUAUUCUAACAGUGUGUUUCUCUGUGUCCAGCCAGAGAAGCAGUAGUCUAACAGUGUGUUUCUCUGUGUCCAGUCAGAGAAGCAGUAGUCUAACAGUGUGUUUCUCUGUGUCCAGCCAGAGAAGCAGUAGUCUAACAGUGUGUUUCUCUGUGUCCAGCCAGAGAAGCAGUAGUCUAACAGUGUGUUUCUCUGUGUCCAGCCAGAGAAGCAGUAGUCUAACAGUGUGUUUCUCUGUGUCCAGCCAGAGAAGCAGUAGUCUAACAGUGUGUUUCUCUGUGUCUGUCCAGCCAGAGAAGCAGUAGUCUAACAGUGUGUUUCUCUGUGUCUGUCCAGCCAGAGAAGCAGUAGUCUAACAGUGUGUUUCUCUGUGUCCAGCCAGAGAAGCAGUAGUCUAACAGUGUGUUUCUCUGUGUCUGUCCAGCCAGAGAAGCAGUAGUCUAACAGUGUGUUUCUCUGUGUCCAGCCAGAGAAGCAUGAGUGUGUGUCUCGGCAGCUCUAUAGAGAGCAGCGUGGUGCCAGACUCAGUAACCUUGGACCUGGUAACUACUCCGCCCGGGUCAGAGCCACCUCCCUGGCUGGUAACGGAUCCUGGACUGAACCCGUCUCCUUCUAUGUGGUGCAGGCCCAACGUAAGAUAUCAUCAUCAUCACCAUCAUCAUCAUCAUCAUCCACUAUUCAACACUACAUAACUUUGUCUCUCAUGGGGAAUUGAAUUGGUCUUUGUGAACACAACCAACAAGGCAGACAAAACAACCUAUGAGUAUACAAAACAUUAAGACCACCUGCUCUUUCCUUGACAUAGAUUGACUAUGUGAGAGCCAUGAUCUCUUAUUGAUGCCACGUAGGGCUGUGGCGGUCACAGAAUGUAGUCAGCCGGUGAUUGUCAAGCAAAUAACUGUCGGUCUCACGGUAAUUGACCGGUAAUUAACAUAAACACAUUUAGCAUCUCCUGGCUUCCACACACAGCCUACAAGACAGUUUUUAAAAAGUCUAAUUAAUCCAUGUAAUAUAGCGUACACCUUCACAAUAAACCCAUUAUUUAUUUUAGACAGGUCUAAAGAAACAUGAUAUGAAGAAAAUGUAGCCUAUUUCAGAAGAACAGAAUAGCAUCCUCUGAGUUGUCCUUAUGUUAGGUCCUGAUGUGGCUAUGCCAUAUGGCUGUGGGCUACACUAGUUCAUUUAGCAGACAAGAUCUGCUUAGAAUUCCAUGGCAUUAUUUUAUAUUAUUUUAUAGUGUGAAGAAAACAAUUGAACAAAGCUGAAUAAAAUAGAAAAUAUUUUCUCCAAACGAUUUGAGGGAGUGAGCACAUGCGGCUAUUCUGUGUUGAGCGGUUAACAAAGAAACAGGUCCUCCUAUAUGCUUAAUUUAGAGUUAUUAAUGUAACUUUAGUUGUUCCACAAACGUUGGGCUAUAUGUUUUGAUUUUUAAUACAUUGUAAGGCUGCGUGAUGAGACUCUAAUGAUGAUUUGAAAAAAGUCGCUUGAAAGGCAUGAGCUCUGCUUUGUUUUUUGCGCAGGCUGUACACACUCCAAUAGUCUCUCAUUCACAAUUUGACAAGCACUUGAUAAUGCCUCGAAUUCCACGGCGGCAUCCCCUUUGUGGCCGUAAUACACCCUAAAAACAUCCAUGCCUAUUGCAGCCCUGAGUGCUGCGUUGUGCCCUUCUCCCUGAGUGCUGCGUUGUGUCCUUCUCCCUGAGUGCUGCGUUGUGCCCUUCUCCCUGAGUGCUGCGUUGUGCCCUUCUCCCUGAGUGCUGCGUUGUGCCCUUCUCCCUGAGUGCUGCGUUGUGUCCUUCUCCCUGAGUGCUGCGUUGUGUCCUUCUCCCUGAGUGCUGCGUUGUGCCCUUCUCCCUGAGUGCUGCGUUGUGUCCUUCUCCCUGAGUGCUGCGUUGUGUCCUUCUCCCUGAGUGCUGCGUUGUCCUUCUCCCUGAGUGCUGCGUUGUGUCCUUCUCCCUGAGUGCUGCGUUGUGUCCUUCUCCCUGAGUGCUGCGUUGUGUCCUUCUCCCUGAGUGCUGCGUUGUGUCCUUCUCCCUGAGUGCUGCAUUGUCCUUCUCUCUGAGUGCUGCGUUGUCCUUCUCCCUGAGUGCUGCGUUGUGCCCUUCUCCCUGAGUGCUGCGUUGUCCUUCUCCCUGAGUGCUGCGUUGUGUCCUUCUCCCUGAGUGCUGCGUUGUGUCCUUCUCCCUGAGUGCUGCGUUGUGCCUUUCUCCCUGAGUGCUGCGUUGUGCCCUUCUCCCUGAGUGCUGCGUUGUGUCCUUCUCCCUGAGUGCUGCGUUGUGUCCUUCUCCCUGAGUGCUGCGUUGUGUCCUUCUCCCUGAGUGCUGCGUUGUGCCUUUCUCCCUGAGUGCUGCGUUGUGCCCUUCUCCCUGAGUGCUGCGUUGUGUCCUUCUCCCUGAGUGCUGCGUUGUGUCCUUCUCCCUGAGUGCUGCGUUGUGUCCUUCUCCCUGAGUGCUGCGUUGUGCCCUUCUCCCUGAGUGCUGCGUUGUGUCCUUCUCCCUGAGUGCUGCGUUGUGCCUUUCUCCCUGAGUGCUGCGUUGUGCCCUUCUCCCUGAGUGCUGCGUUGUGCCCUUCUCCCUGAGUGCUGCCUUGUGUCCUUCUCCCUGAGUGCUGCGUUGUGCCCUUCUCCCUGAGUGCUGCGUUGUUCCCUUCUCCCUGAGUGCUGCGUUGUGCCCUUCUCCCUGAGUGCUGCGUUGUGUCCUUCUCCCUGAGUGCUGCGUUGUGCCCUUCUCCCUGAGUGCUGCGUUGUGCCCUUCUCCCUGAGUGCUGCGUUGUGCCCUUCUCCCUGAGUGCUGCGUUGUGUCCUUCUCCCUGAGUGCUGCGUUGUGCCCUUCUCCCUGAGUGCUGCGUUGUGCCCUUUUCCCUGAGUGCUGCGUUGUGCCCUUCUCCCUGAGUGCUGCGUUGUGCCCUUCUCCCUGAGUGCUGCGUUGUGCCCUUCUCCCUGAGUGCUGCGUUGUGCCCUUCUCCCUGAGUGCUGCGUUGUGCCCUUCUCCCUGAGUGCUGCGUUGUGUCCUUCUCCCUGAGUGCUGCGUUGUGCCUUUCUCCCUGAGUGCUGCGUUGUGCCCUUCUCCCUGAGUGCUGCGUUGUGCCCUUCUCCCUGAGUGCUGCGUUGUGCCCUUCUCCCUGAGUGCUGCGUUGUGCCCUUCUCCCUGAGUGCUGCGUUGUGCCCUUCUCCCUGAGUGCUGCGUUGUGCCCUUCUCCCUGAGUGCUGCGUUGCGCCCUUCUCCCUGAGUGCUGCGUUGCGCCCUUCUCCCUGAGUGCUGCGUUGUCCUUCUCCCUGAGUGCUGCGUUGUGCCCUUCUCCCUGAGUGCUGCGUUGUGCCCUUCUCCCUGAGUGCUGCGUUGUGUCCUUCUCCCUGAGUGCUGCGUUGUGCCCUUCUCCCUGAGUGCUGCGUUGUGUCCUUCUCCCUGAGUGCUGCGUUGUGCCCUUCUCCCUGAGUGCUGCGUUGUGCCCUUCUCCCUGAGUGCUGCGUUGUGUCCUUCUCCCUGAGUGCUGCGUUGUGCCCUUCUCCCUGAGUGCUGCGUUGCGCCCUUCUCCCUGAGUGCUGCGUUGUCCUUCUCCCUGAGUGCUGCGUUGUGCCCUUCUCCCUGAGUGCUGCGUUGUGCCCUUCUCCCUGAGUGCUGCGUUGUGCCCUUCUCCCUGAGUGCUGCGUUGUGCCCUUCUCCCUGAGUGCUGCGUUGUGCCCUUCUCCCUGAGUGCUGCGUUGUGCCUUUCUCCCUGAGUGCUGCGUUGUGCCCUUCUCCCUGAGUGCUGCGUUGUGCCCUUCUCCCUGAGUGCUGCGUUGUGCCCUUCUCCCUGAGUGCUGCGUUGUGCCCUUCUCCCUGAGUGCUGCGUUGUGCCCUUCUCCCUGAGUGCUGCGUUGUGUCCUUCUCCCUGAGUGCUGCGUUGUGCCCUUCUCCCUGAGUGCUGCGUUGCGCCCUUCUCCCUGAGUGCUGCGUUGUCCUUCUCCCUGAGUGCUGCGUUGUGCCCUUCUCCCUGAGUGCUGCGUUGUGUCCUUCUCCCUGAGUGCUGCGUUGUGCCCUUCUCCCUGAGUGCUGCGUUGUGCCCUUCUCCCUGAGUGCUGCGUUGUGCCCUUCUCCCUGAGUGCUGCGUUGCGCCCUUCUCCCUGAGUGCUGCGUUGUGCCCUUCUCCCUGAGUGCUGCGUUGUCCUUCUCCCUGAGUGCUGCGUUGUCCUUCUCCCUGAGUGCUGCGUUGUCCUUCUCCCUGAGUGCUGCGUUGUUCCCUUCUCCCUGAGUGCUGCGUUGUUCCCUUCUCCCUGAGUGCUGCGUUGUGCCCUUCUCCCUGAGUGCUGCGUUGUGCCCUUCUCCCUGAGUGCUGCGUUGUGUCCUUCUCCCUGAGUGCUGCAUUGUGUCCUUCUCCCUGAGUGCUGCGUUGUCCUUCUCUCUGAGUGCUGCGUUGUCCUUCUCCCUGAGUGCUGCGUUGUGCCCUUCUCCCUGAGUGCUGCGUUGUGUCCUUCUCACUGAGUGCAGCGUUGUGUCCUUCUCCCUGAGUGCAGCGUUGUGUCCUUCUCCCUGAGUGCUGCGUUGUGUCCUUCUCCCUGAGUGCUGCGUUGUGUCCUUCUCCCUGAGUGCUGCGUUGUGUCCUUCUCCCUGAGUGCUGCGUUGUCCUUCUCUCUGAGUGCUGCGUUGUCCUUCUCCCUGAGUGCUGCGUUGUCCUUCUCCCUGAGUGCUGCGUUGUGCCCUUCUCCCUGAGUGCUGCGUUGUGCCCUUCUCCCUGAGUGCUGCGUUGUGUCCUUCUCCCUGAGUGCUGCGUUGUGUCCUUCUCCCUGAGUGCUGCGUUGUGUCCUUCUCCCUGAGUGCUGCGUUGUGUCCUUCUCCCUGAGUGCUGCGUUGUGUCCUUCUCCCUGAGUGCUGCGUUGUGCCCUUCUCCCUGAGUGCUGCGUUGUGCCCUUCUCCCUGAGUGCUGCGUUGUCCUUCUCCCUGAGUGCUGCGUUGUGUCCUUCUCCCUGAGUGCUGCGUUGUGUCCUUCUCCCUGAGUGCUGCGUUGUGCCCUUCUCCCUGAGUGCUGCGUUGUGCCCUUCUCCCUGAGUACUGCGUUGUGUCCUUCUCCCUGAGUGCUGCGUUGUGCCCUUCUCCCUGAGUGCUGCGUUGUGUCCUUCUCCCUGAGUGCUGCGUUGUGCCCUUCUCCCUGAGUGCUGCAUUGUGUCCUUCUCCCUGAGUGCUGCGUUGUGCCCUUCUCCCUGAGUGCUGCGUUGUGCCCUUCUCCCUGAGUGCUGCGUUGUGCCCUUCUCCCUGAGUGCUGCGUUGUGUCCUUCUCCCUGAGUGCUGCGUUGUGCCCUUCUCCCUGAGUGCUGCGUUGUGUCCUUCUCCCUGAGUUUGCUGCUCCGAAUCACCUCUCACUCACAUGGCUCUCCAUCACGUGAUCUGGUCUUUCUCACAGGCUACAAGUGAAGACAGACACAUCGGGAUGCAAUUCUGAGGUGAAAAAAAAAAGUGCAAUGUGGCUGACGCAACAGAUCAGAAGGUUUAGCUUAAAAUGUUGAUAAACUAUUAGACUGUUUCUUCACAUUAUAAGAUCAGCAAUGCGCACAUGGUAGUAGGCUAUACAUGGCAAUGUUCCAUUAGUGGAAAAGACCAUUAUCAAAAGGGACCGCAAAUACAAUUAUGCAUUUUUAUGGUGAAAAUGAUCUUCCCCAAACUUGAAACUCAGGCGCUGCUUAUGUAUGCCAGUUAGGCUCUACACCCGUUGUAAAGCGGAUUAAUGUGCUUCAUUUUAAGAAGUUAUUUGGCCACUUUAGAUGUGAUACAAACCUUAUUAAAACAUAUAGGCCUAUGGGCUCGGCUACAUGAGGUGGGCGACUAUGAUUAGAAAAGGCUUUGUUUCUUAAGCUGGGAAUCAUUCACAAGUGAUCAUAUAUAAUUCACAACUGAUAGGCUAAUAUUGUCACCCAUCAGACUAUUCUUGAUUUAAUCUUGCCUUUACUAAAUAAUAUACAGUGGGGAAAAAAAGUAUUUAGUCAGCCACCAAUUGUGCAGGUUCUCCCACUUAAAAAGAUGAGAGAGGCCUGUAAUUUUCAUCAUAGGUACACGUCAACUAUGACAGACAAAUUGAGAAAAAAGAUCCUGAAAAUCACAUUGUAGGAUUUUUUAUUAAUUUAUUUCUAAUUUAUGGUGGAAAAUAAGUAUUUGGUCACCUACAAACAAGCAAGAUUUCUGGCUCUCACAGACCUGUAACUUCUUCUUUAAGAGGCUCCUCUGUCCUCCACUCAUUACCUGUAUUAAUGGCACCUGUUUGAACUUGUUAUCAGUAUAAAAGACACCUGUCCACAACCUCAAACAGUCACACUCCAAACUCCACUAUGGCCAAGACCAAAGAGCUGUCAAAGGACACCAGAAACAAAAUUGUAGACCUGGUACCAGGCUGGGAAGACUGAAUCUGCAAUAGGUAAGCAGCUUGGUUUGAAGAAAUCAACUGUGGGAGCAAUUAUUAGGAAAUGGAAGACAUACAAGACCACUGAUAAUCUCCCUCGAUCUGGGGCUCCACGCAAGAUCUCACCCCGUGGGGUCAAAAUGAUCACAAGAACGGUGAGCAAAAAUCCCAGAACCACACGGGGGGACCUAGUGAAUGACCUGCAGAGAGCUGGGACCAAAGUAACAAAGCCUACCAUCAGUAACACACUACGCCGCCAGGGACUCAAAUCCUGCAGUGCUAGACGUGUCCCCCUGCUUAAGCCAGUACAUGUCCAGGCCCGUCUGAAGUUUGCUAGAGUGCAUUUGGAUGAUCCAGAAGAGGACUGGGAGAAUGUCAUAUGGUCAGAUGAAACCAAAAUAGAACUUUUUGGUAAAAACUCAACUCGUCGUGUUUUGAGGACAAAGAAUGCUGAGUUGCAUCCAAAGAACACCAUACCUACUGUGAAGCAUAGGGGUGGAAACAUCAUGCUUUGGGGCUGUUUUUCUGCAAAGGGACCAGGACGACUGAUCCGUGUAAAGGAAAGAAUGAAUGGGGCCAUGUAUCGUGAGAUUUUGAGUGAAAACCUCCUUCCAUCAGCAAGGGCAUUGAAGAUGAAACGUGGCUGGGUCUUUCAGCAUGACAAUGAUCCCAAACACACCGCCCGGGCAACGAAGGAGUGGCUUCGUAAGAAGCAUUUCAAGGUCCUGGAGUGGCCUAGCCAGUCUCCAGAUCUCAACCCCAUAGAAAAUCUUUGGAGGGAGUUGAAAGUCCAUGUUGCCCAGCGACAGCCCCAAAACAUCACUGCUCUAGAGGAGAUCUGCAUGGAGGAAUGGGCCAAAAUACCAGCAACAGUGUGUGAAAACCUUGUGAAGACUUACAGAAAACGUUUGACCUGUGUCAUUGCCAACAAAGGGUAUAUAACAAAGUAUUGAGAAACUUUUGUUAUUGACCAAAUACUUAUUCUCCACCAUAAUUUGCAAAUAAAUUCAUAAAAAAUCCUACAAUGUGAUUUUCUGGAUUUUUUCUUCUCAUUUUGCCUGUCAUAGUUGACGUGAACCUAUGAUGAAAAUUACAGGCCUCUCUCAUCUUUUGAAGUGGGAAAACUUGCACAAUUGGUGGCUGACUAAAUACUUUUUUUCCCCACUGUAUGUGUGACAUUUGUUUUGAUUUAGAAUGGACCAUUAUCAUGCACCUGUAUCGAGACAGGGGCAGGGGAAAAAAUAACUUAAAUAAACGUAAAUAGCGUAUGGAGGACGCUUUUCCCUGUGGUUUAUUUUCAUGCCAGCCAGGUAGGCUAUACUCCUGUUGUAAAGAUAAGCAAUGUGCUUAAUGAUGGGAUCCUCCUCUUUUUAAUAGAGGCCAUCACUCUGUUUUCUCCCGCUACUCCACAGCCUAUAGAACUGUUGCGCAACAUGAACUCAUUAGCUCUCAUGAAGUGUUUGAGUAGAUUUUCGAAUACAUUUGCAUUGAUGUCAGAGUGAUUAGAGGGACAAUAGAGUGCUGAGUACCAGGCAGUUAGCAAGUUUGGUAGGCUACUAAUGACCAUCAGCAGCAUCAGAGCUUGGAGAAGCCUAAUUACCGUGAACACAUUUACAUUUACGUCAUUUAGCAGACGCUCUUAUCCAGAGCAACUUACAGUUAGUGAGUGCAUACAUUAUUUUAAUUUUUUUUCAUACUGGCCCCCCAUGGGAAUCGAACCCACAACCCUGGCGUUGCAAACGCCAUGCUCUACCAACUGAGCUUCAUCCCUGCCAGCCAUUUCCACCCAUACCUUGGACUACGCUGGGCCAAUUGUGUGCCGCCCCAUGGGUCUCCCGGUCGCGGCCGGCUACGACAGAGCCUGGACUAAAUGGUCAUGUGAAAUUUGACUGCCUUCAUGACUCGUGACCGCCGGUGUGUGGCAGUAAUACGGUGACCUCAACAGUCCAAAUGCCACCUGUUAAAUCCAUUUCAAUCAGUGUAGAUGAAGGGGAGGAGACAGGUUAAAGAAGGACUUUUAAGCCUUGAGACAAUUGAGACAUGGAUUGUAUAUGUGUGCCAUUCAGAGGGUGAAUGGGCAAGACAAAAUAUUUGAGUGUCUUUGAACGGGGGAUGGUAGAAGGUGCCAGGCGCUCCAGUUUGCUUCACGAACUGUAACGCUGCUGGGUUUUUCACAUUCAACAGUUUCCUGUGUGUAUCAAGAAUGGUCCACCACCCAAAGGACAUUCAGCCAACUUGACACAACUGUGGGAAGCAUUGGAGUCAACAUGGGCCAUCAUCCCUGUGGGAAGCAUUGGAGUCAACAUGGGCCAGCAUCCCUGUGGGAAGCAUUGGAGUCAACAUGGGCCAGCAUCCCUGUGGGAAGCAUUGGAGUCAACAUGGGCCAGCAUCCCUGUGGGAAGCAUUGGAGUCAACAUGGGCCAGCAUCCCUGUGGGAAGCAUUGGAGUCAACAUGGGCCAGCAUCCCUGUGGGAAGCAUUGGAGUCAACAUGGGCCAGCAUCCCUGUGGGAAGCAUUGGAGUCAACAUGGGCCAGCAUCCCUGUGGAACGUUUUCCACACCUUGUAGAGUUCACGCCCCGACAAAUUGAGGCUGGGGGUAAAAAAGGGAAGGUGUUUAGGAAGGCGUUCCUAAUGUUUGGUAUACUCUGUGUAUUUCAGUCAUAAUGCCAGAGAAGCCAGUGUUUGGAGGAUAUAUUGGCAAGAGGGCAUUAUCACUUUUAUACAACUUCUACCAACAUAUUUAAAUAUUGAUUGACAUAUUUUCAUUUAAAACUUUAUUUUGAUCGAUUUAUUCAUACUAUUUAAUCCUUCCACAAGAUAUAGUCCCGACACAAAUCUAGGGUUGCUACCCUAGCCGGCUGGUCGUUCGUUCUAUUGGUUCGGUUGGCAGAGACGCGACCCAGUCGUUCAGUCUUUUUGUUCUGUAUCUAUGGACGCGACCCAGUCGUUCAGUCUUUUUGUUCUGUAUCUAUGGACGCGACCCAGUCGUUCAGUCUUUUUGUUCUGUAUCUAUGGACGCGACCCAGUCGUUCAGUCUUUUUGUUCUGUAUCUAUGGACGUGACCCAGUCUUUUUGUUCUGUAUCUAUGGACGCGACCUAGUCGGUCAGUCUUUUUGUUCUGUAUCUAUGGACGCGACCCAGUCGUUCAGUCUUUUUGUUCUGUAUCUAUGGACGUGACCCAGUCGUUCAGUCUUUUUGUUCUGUAUCUAUGGACGCGACCUAGUCGGUCAGUCUUUUUGUUCUGUAUCUAUGGACGCGACCCAGUCGUUCAGUCUUUUUGUUCUGUAUCUAUGGACGCGACCCAGUCGUUCAGUCUUUUUGUUCUGUAUCUAUGGACGCGACCCAGUCGUUCAGUCUUUUUGUUCUGUAUCUAUGGACGCUACCCAUUCGUUCAGUCUUUUUGUUCUGUAUCUAUGGACGCUACCCAGUCGUUCAGUCUUUUUGUUCUGUAUCUAUGGACGCUACCCAGUCGUUCAGUCUUUUUGUUCUGUAUCUAUGGACGCGACCCAGUCGUUCAGUCUUUUUGUUCUGUAUCUAUGGACGCGACCCAGUCGUUCAGUCUUUUUGUUCUGUAUCUAUGGACGCGACCCAGUCGUUCAAUCUUUUUGUUCUGUAUCUAUGGACGCGACCCAGUCGUUCAGUCUUUUUGUUCUGUAUCUAUGGACGCGACCCAGUCGUUCAGUCUUUUUGUUCUGUAUCUAUGGACGCGACCCAGUCGUUCAGUCUUUUUGUUCUGUAUCUAUGGACGCGACCCAGUCUUUUUGUUCUGUAUCUAUGGACGCGACCUAGUCGGUCAGUCUUUUUGUUCUGUAUCUAUGGACGCGACCCAGUCGUUCAGUCUUUUUGUUCUGUAUCUAUGGACGCGACCCAGUCGUUCAGUCUUUUUGUUCUGUAUCUAUGGACGCGACCUAGUCGGUCAGUCUUUUUGUUCUGUAUCUAUGGACGCGACCCAGUCGUUCAGUCUUUUUGUUCUGUAUCUAUGGACGCGACCCAGUCGUUCAGUCUUUUUGUUCUGUAUCUAUGGACGCGACCCAGUCGUUCAGUCUUUUUGUUCUGUAUCUAUGGACGCGACCCAGUCGUUCAGUCUUUUUGUUCUGUAUCUAUGGACGCUACCCAGUCGUUCAGUCUUUUUGUUCUGUAUCUAUGGACGCUACCCAGUCGUUCAGUCUUUUUGUUCUGUAUCUAUGGACGCGACCCAGUCGUUCAGUCUUUUUGUUCUGUAUCUAUGGACGCUACCCAGUCGUUCAGUCUUUUUGUUCUGUAUCUAUGGACGCGACCCAGUCUUUUUGUUCUGUAUCUAUGGACGCGACCCAGUCGUUCAGUCUUUUUGUUCUGUAUCUAUGGACGCGACCCAGUCGUUCAAUCUUUUUGUUCUGUAUCUAUGGACGCGACCCAGUCGUUCAGUCUUUUUGUUCUGUAUCUAUGGACGCGACCCAGUCGUUCAGUCUUUUUGUUCUGUAUCUAUGGACGCGACCCAGUCUUUUUGUUCUGUAUCUAUGGACGUGACCCAGUCGGUCAGUCUUUUUGUUCUGUAUCUAUGGACGCGACCCAGUCGUUCAGUCUUUUUGUUCUGUAUCUAUGGACGCGACCUAGUCGGUCAGUCUUUUUGUUCUGUAUCUAUGGACGCGACCCAGUCGUUCAGUCUUUUUGUUCUGUAUCUAUGGACGCGACCCAGGCGUUCAGUCUUUUUGUUCUGUAUCUAUGGACGCGACCCAGUCCUUCAGUCUUUUUGUUCUGUAUCUAUGGACGCGACCCAGUCGUUCAGUCUUUUUGUUCUGUAUCUAUGGACGCGACCCAGUCUUUUUGUUCUGUAUCUAUGGACGCGACCUAGUCGGUCAGUCUUUUUGUUCUGUAUAUAUGGACGUGACCCAGUCGUUCAGUCUUUUUGUUCUGUAUCUAUGGACGCGACCCAGUCGUUCAGUCUUUUUGUUCUGUAUCUAUGGACGCGACCUAGUCGGUCAGUCUUUUUGUUCUGUAUCUAUGGACGCGACCCAGUCGUUCAGUCUUUUUGUUCUGUAUCUAUGGAUGCGACCCAGUCGUUCAGUCUUUUUGUUCUGUAUCUAUGGACGCGACCCAGUCGUUCAGUCUUUUUGUUCUGUAUCUAUGGACGCGACCCAGUCCUUCAGUCUUUUUGUUCUGUAUCUAUGGACGCGACCCAUUCGGUCAGUCUUUUUGUUCUGUAUCUAUGGACGCGACCCAGUCGUUCAGUCUUUUUGUUCUGUAUCUAUGGACGCGACCCAGUCGUUCAGUCUUUUUGUUCUGUAUCUAUGGACGCUACCCAGUCGUUCAGUCUUUUUGUUCUGUAUCUAUGGACGCUACCCAGUCGUUCAGUCUUUUUGUUCUGUAUCUAUGGACGCGACCCAGUCGUUCAGUCUUUUUGUUCUGUAUCUAUGGACGCUACCCAGUCGUUCAGUCUUUUUGUUCUGUAUCUAUGGACGCGACCCAGUCUUUUUGUUCUGUAUCUAUGGACGCGACCCAGUCGUUCAGUCUUUUUGUUCUGUAUCUAUGGACGCGACCCAGUCGUUCAGUCUUUUUGUUCUGUAUCUAUGGACGCGACCCAGUCGUUCAGUCUUUUUGUUCUGUAUCUAUGGACACGACCCAGUCUUUUUGUUCUGUAUCUAUGGACGCGACCUAGUCGGUCAGUCUUUUUGUUCUGUAUCUAUGGACGCGACCCAGUCGUUCAGUCUUUUUGUUCUGUAUCUAUGGACGCGACCCAGUCGUUCAGUCUUUUUGUUCUGUAUCUAUGGACGCGACCUAGUCGGUCAGUCUUUUUGUUCUGUAUCUAUGGACGCGACCCAGUCGUUCAGUCUUUUUGUUCUGUAUCUAUGGACGCGACCCAGUCGUUCAGUCUUUUUGUUCUGUAUCUAUGGACGCGACCCAGUCUUUUUGUUCUGUAUCUAUGGACGUGACCCAGUCGUUCAGUCUUUUUGUUCUGUAUCUAUGGACGCGACCCAGUCGUUCAGUCUUUUUGUUCUGUAUCUAUGGACGCGACCUAGUCGGUCAGUCUUUUUGUUCUGUAUCUAUGGACGCGACCCAGUCGUUCAGUCUUUUUGUUCUGUAUCUAUGGACGCGACCCAGGCGUUCAGUCUUUUUGUUCUGUAUCUAUGGACGCGACCCAGUCCUUCAGUCUUUUUGUUCUGUAUCUAUGGACGCGACCCAGUCGUUCAGUCUUUUUGUUCUGUAUCUAUGGACGCGACCCAGUCUUUUUGUUCUGUAUCUAUGGACGCGACCUAGUCGGUCAGUCUUUUUGUUCUGUAUAUAUGGACGUGACCCAGUCGUUCAGUCUUUUUGUUCUGUAUCUAUGGACGCGACCCAGUCGUUCAGUCUUUUUGUUCUGUAUCUAUGGACGCGACCUAGUCGGUCAGUCUUUUUGUUCUGUAUCUAUGGACGCGACCCAGUCGUUCAGUCUUUUUGUUCUGUAUCUAUGGAUGCGACCCAGUCGUUCAGUCUUUUUGUUCUGUAUCUAUGGACGCGACCCAGUCGUUCAGUCUUUUUGUUCUGUAUCUAUGGACGCGACCCAGUCCUUCAGUCUUUUUGUUCUGUAUCUAUGGACGCGACCCAUUCGGUCAGUCUUUUUGUUCUGUAUCUAUGGACGCGACCCAGUCGUUCAGUCUUUUUGUUCUGUAUCUAUGGACGCGACCCAGUCGGUCAGUCUUUUUGUUCUGUAUCUAUGGACGCGACCCAGUCGUUCGUUCUAAAUGUUCCAUUGCCAUACUGGCUGAGAGACAGACAGCAAGGUAUAUACAAAUCUCCGCUGUUAAACUAAAUGUUGGUCUAAAAGAAAUGUGAGAUAACGUCUAUAUGCUUUUUAUAGUGGAAAUCAAGUUUAUAAAUUGCCUGGCUGGGCUGCUGAGACAGUGGAUUGCGCAGUCAGAUGCAACAGAGUAAAUAGGCAUUUUAACGUCAUAGAUUUAGCCGGUGGUAACUUGUGGAAUAGACACCGGCUGGAAUGCGGUUUUAACCAAUCAGCAUUCAGGAUUAGACCCACCCGUAUAAAGUCUAAUAAUCACCUUGAACACUUGUUGAUGAAUGCCGUCUUACCUUAUCACAUGUUAGUUAAUACCAGUGUAUGUAAUACCUUAUAACAUGUUAGUUAACACCAGUGUAUGUAAUACCUUAUAACAUGUUAGUUAACACCAGUGUAUGUAAUACCUUAUCACAUGUUAGUUAAUACCAGUGUAUGUAAUACCUUAACACAUGUUAGUUAAUACCAGUGUAUGUAAUACCUUAUCACAUGUUAGUUAGUUAACACCAGAGUGUAUGUAAUACCUUAUCACAUGUUAGUUAAUACCAGUGUAUGUAAUACCUUAUCACAUGUUAGUUAACACCAGUGUAUGUAAUACCUUAUCACAUGUUAGUUAAUACCAGUGUAUGUAAUACCUUAUCACAUGUUAGUUAAUACCAGUGUAUGUAAUACCUUAACACAUGUUAGUUAAUACCAGUGUAUGUAAUACCUUAACACAUGUUAGUUAAUACCAGUGUAUGUAAUACCUUAUCACAUGUUAGUUAAUACCAGUGUAUGUAAUACCUUAUCACAUGUUAGUUAAUACCAGUGUAUGUAAUACCUUAACACAUGUUAGUUAACACCAGUGUAUGUAAUACCUUAUCACAUGUUAGUUAAUACCAGUGUAUGUAAUACCUUAUCACAUGUUAGUUAAUACCAGUGUAUGUAAUACCUUAACACAUGUUAGUUAAUACCAGUGUAUGUAAUACCUUAUCACACGUUAGUUAGUUAAUACCAGUGUAUGUAAUACCUUAUCACAUGUUAGUUAAUACCAGUGUAUGUAAUACCUUAUAACAUGUUAGUUAAUACCAGUGUAUGUAAUACCUUAACACAUGUUAGUUAAUACCAGUGUAUGUAAUACCUUAUCACAUGUUAGUUAAUACCAGUGUAUGUAAUACCUUAUCACAUGUUAGUUAAUACCAGUGUAUGUAAUACCUUAUCACACGUUAGUUAGUUAAUACCAGUGUAUGUAAUACCUUAUCACAUGUUAGUUAAUACCAGUGUAUGUAAUACCUUAUAACAUGUUAGUUAAUACCAGUGUAUGUAAUACCUUAACACAUGUUAGUUAAUACCAGUGUAUGUAAUACCUUAUCACAUGUUAGUUAAUACCAGUGUAUGUAAUACCUUAACACAUGUUAGUUAAUACCAGUGUAUGUAAUACCUUAACACAUGUUAGUUAAUACCAGUGUAUGUAAUACCUUAACACAUGUUAGUUAAUACCAGUGUAUGUAAUACCUUAACACAUGUUAGUUAAUACCAGUGUAUGUAAUACCUUAUCACAUGUUAGUUAGUUAAUACCUGUGUGUAUGUAAUACCUUAACACAUGUUAGUUAAUACCAGUGUAUGUAAUACCUUAACACAUGUUAGUUAAUACCAGUGUAUGUAAUACCUUAUCACAUGUUAGUUAACACCAGUGUAUGUAAUACCUUAUCUCAUGUUAGUUAGUUAACACCAGUGUAUGUAAUACCUUAUCACAUGUUAGUUAGUUAAUACCUGUGUGUAUGUAAUACCUUAUCACAUGUUAGUUAGUUAACACCAGUGUAUGUAAUACCUUAUCUCAUGUUAGUUAACACCAGUGUGUAUGUAAUACCUUAUCUCAUGUUAGUUAGUUAACACCAGAGUGUAUGUAAUACCUUAUCACAUGUUAGUUAACACCAGUGUGUAUGUAAUACCUUAUCACAUGUUAACACCAGUGUGUAUGUAAUACCUUAUCAUAUGUUAGUUAGUUACCACCAGUGUGUAUGUAAUACCUUAUCACAUGUUAACACCAGUGUGUAUGUAAUACCUUAUCACAUGUUAGUUAGUUACCACCAGAGUGUAUGUAAUAAUAAUAAUAAUAUGCCAUUUAGCAGACGCUUUUAUCCAAAGCGACUUACAGUCAUGCGUGCAUAAUUAUUAAUUUUUUGGUGUACGGGUGGUCCCGGGGAUCGAACCCACUACCUUGGCGUUACAAGCGCCGUGCUCUACCAGCUGAGCUACAGAGGACCUUAUCACAUGUUAGUUAGUUAAUUCCAGUGUGUAUGUAAUACCUUAUCUCAUGUUAGUUAGUUAACACCAGAGUGUAUGUAAUACCUUAUCACAUGUUAGUUAACACCAGUGUGUAUGUAAUACCUUAUCUCAUGUUAGUUAGUUAACACCAAAGUGUAUGUAAUACCUUAUCACAUGUUAGUUAACACCAGAGUGUAUGUAAUACCUUAUCACAUGUUAGUUAGUUAGUUAGUUAAUACCUGUGUGUAUGUAAUACCUUAUCACAUGUUAGUUAGUUAACACUAGAGUGUAUGUAAUACCUUAUCACAUGUUAGUUAACACCAGUGUGUAUGUAAUACCUUAUCACAUGUUAACACCAGUGUGUAUGUAAUACCUUAUCACAUGUUAACACCAGAGUGUAUGUAAUACCUUAUCACAUGUUAACACCAGUGUGUAUGUAAUACCUUAUCACAUGUUAACACCAGAGUGUAUGUAAUACCUUAUCACAUGUUAGUUAGUUAGUUAGUUAGUUAGUUAGUUAGUUAACACCAGUGUGUAUGUAAUACGUUAUCACAUGUUAGUUAGUUAAUUCCAGUGUGUAUGUAAUACCUUAUCACAUGUUAGUUAGUUAACACCAAAGUGUAUGUAAUACCUUAUCACAUGUUAGUUACCACCAGAGUGUAUGUAAUACCUUAUCUCAUGUUAGUUAGUUAACACCAAAGUGUAUGUAAUACCUUAUCACAUGUUAGUUACCACCAGAGUGUAUGUAAUACCUUAUCUCAUGUUAGUUAGUUAACACCAGUGUGUAUGUAAUACCUUAUCACAUGUUAGUUAACACCAGAGUGUAUGUAAUACCUUAUCACAUGUUAGUUAGUUACCACUAGUGUGUAUGUAAUACCUUAUCACAUGUUAGUUAACACCAGUGUAUGUAAUACCUUAUCACAUGUUAACACCAGAGUGUAUGUAAUACCUUAUCACAUGUUAACACCAGAGUGUAUGUAAUACCUUAUCACAUGUUAACACCAGUGUGUAUGUAAUACCUUAUCACAUGUUAACACCAGUGUGUAUGUAAUACCUUAUCACAUGUUAACACCAGAGUGUAUGUAAUACCUUAUCACAUGUUAGUUAGUUAGUUAGUUAACACCAGUGUGUAUGUAAUACGUUAUCACAUGUUAGUUAGUUAAUUCCAGUGUGUAUGUAAUACCUUAUCUCAUGUUAGUUAGUUAACACCAAAGUGUAUGUAAUACCUUAUCACAUGUUAGUUACCACCAGAGUGUAUGUAAUACCUUAUCACAUGUUAGUUAGUUAACACCAGUGUGUAUGUAAUACCUUAUCACAUGUUAGUUAACACCAGUGUGUAUGUAAUACCUUAUCACAUGUUAACACCAGAGUGUAUGUAAUACCUUAUCACAUGUUAGUUAGUUACCACCAGUGUGUAUGUAAUACCUUAUCACAUGUUAGUUAACACCAGUGUAUGUAAUACCUUAUCACAUGUUAACACCAGAGUGUAUGUAAUACCUUAUCACAUGUUAACACCAGAGUGUAUGUAAUACCUUAUCACAUGUUAACACCAGUGUGUAUGUAAUACCUUAUCACAUGUUAACACCAGAGUAUGUAAUACCUUAUCACAUGUCAACACCAGAGUGUAUGUAAUACCUUAUCACAUGUUAACACCAGAGUAUGUAAUACCUUAUCACAUGUUAACACCAGAGUGUAUGUAAUACCUUAUCACAUGUUAACACCAGAGUGUAUGUAAUACCUUAUCACAUGUUAACACCAGAGUAUGUAAUACCUUAUCACAUGUUAACACCAGAGUGUAUGUAAUACCUUAUCACAUGUUAACACCAGAGUAUGUAAUACCUUAUCACAUGUUAACACCAGAGUGUAUGUAAUACCUUAUCACAUGUUAACCCCAGAGUAUGUAAUACCUUAUCACAUGUUAACACCAGAGUGUAUGUAAUACCUUAUCACAUGUUAACCCCAGAGUGUAUGUAACACCUGUAUUAAAUGUGUAUCUCCUGCUCCACCAGGUUAUGAGAACUAUCUCUACAUCAUGAUCGUUGUUCCCAUGGUAGCAGUCCUGAUCAUCUGUCUACUGGCCACAUUCACCAUCUUCAACAGGAAGAAGUAA
Molecule: messenger RNA, 27538 nt
Organism: Coregonus sp. 'balchen'
Lineage: Eukaryota; Metazoa; Chordata; Actinopteri; Salmoniformes; Salmonidae
Source: the annotation of a GenBank genome assembly